AUCCAAUACAAAAAUAAAAACAUGGCAACUUCUGUCAGAAAUUAAGUAUUUAAUACUGAAAAAGAAUUUAAUUUUGUAAAAAGAAAAUGUUGUUGAAAUAUUUAGGGUCUAUUUUAUCUGCUCAAGAUCAAGAAAAUAGAAUAGCAGGACUUGCCUGGUCACCUAAUAAUUUAAAGUUAGCUGUCGCUUUAUCGGAUCGCUCCGUUUAUUUAUUCGACGACCAAGGUGUCAGGAGGGAUAAAUUUUCCACAAAACCCGCUGAUCCAAGGUUUGGAAAGAAAAGCUACCUUGUCAGGGGAAUCGUAUUUUCGCCAGACUCGACAAAAAUUGCAAUUGGUCAAACUGACAAUAUAGUUUAUGUUUAUAAAAUCGGAGAAGAAUGGGGAGAGAAAAAAGUGAUUUGCAACAAAUUCAAUCAAUCAUCGUCUGUGACUUGUCUCAUUUGGCCUUUGGAGGGUCCAGUUGUUGUUGGAUUAGCUGAUGGCAAAGUAAGAGCAGCUUUAGUGAAAGCUAAUAAAGCUCAAACUUUAUACGCUGCUGAUUCGAUGACCAUUGCAUUGGCUACAAACACAAGAGGAACGGGAUUUUUAUCAAGUCAUGCAGAUGGAAGUAUUAUAAGAUACUUUGUGUCCGAUGAUGGAAAUACAGAACCCGUUGGUCGUGUAUUGGUGCACAAUGUUCCUGCCUAUAGUUUGGCGUGGCCUCAAGGACAUAUUUUAGCCUCGGGCUCAGACAAGAGAAUCACAUUUUACGAUUCUCGUGGUAAAGUUGUAAAAUCAUUGGAUUACAGUCGUGAUCCAAGUGAAAAAGAAAUGACAGUUGCAUGUUGCAGUCCAAGUGGACAAAGUGUAGCUGUUGGUUCAUGGGAUAAAAUUCGAAUCAUCGAUUGGAGUCCUCGUCGUUCAAUUUGGGAGGAAACGAAUUGUCGUAAUUUACCCAAUUUUUAUACAGUCACAGCACUAGCUUGGCGACGUGAUGGCUCUCGUCUUGUAAUUGGUGGCCUUUGCGGUGCUGUUGAACAAUUCGAAACAAUCCUACGACGUUCAAUAAUUCGUGGCAGUCAUGAAGUUUCUUACGUUGGUCCAAGUCAAGUUGUUGUUCGUCGGCUGGACAAUAAAACUGCAGCAGUGAUCAUCAGAUCACAGACGGGAAACGAAAUAGAAGAUGUUAAAGUAAUGGGUCGUAGGGAUAAUCACAUUGUUGCAAGGACAUCAGUUUCACUAUUGGUCUGUGAUAUUAAUUCAGGUCUAAUGAGUGAAAUACCAUGGAAUCAUAAAAGUAACAAGGAAAAAUUUUUCUUUGAAUACGCAAAUGUUUGUUUGGUAUUUUUGAAUGGUGAAUUGAGUAUCAUUGAAUAUGGAAAGAACGAGAUUUUGGGCUCUGUACGAACUGAAGCAUUCAAUCCUCGAGUGGUAAGCGUUCGUGUCAACGAGAGAAUGAUUCUUGGAAUGCCAGUUAAUAAUAGAUUGGCCUAUCUAUUGGAUUCAAAAACAAUUCGAGUGGUGGAUCUCUCAACAGGAACAACGCUUAAUAUAAUUAAUCAUGAUACACGUGUCGAUUGGUUAGAAUUAAGUGAAACUGGUCAUAAAAUUCUUUCACGUGACAAACGUGGAAGACUUUGGCUAUGUAAUGAUCAAGGUGGGAGAGAUCUUCUUCUAACAGGAACUAGUUUUGCAUCUUGGAUACCUGAAAGCGACGUGGUGGUGGCUCAAUCAGGUCAAACAUUGGCAAUUUGGUACAAUGUCGAUGCACCGGAGGCAGCAACACUACUUUCAAUUCGCGGCGAAGCAACGGAAAUAAUUCGUGAAAAUGGUCAAACUUCCGUACAAGUGGAAGAAUUGGGAGUAAAAACUUCCUAUUUAUUAGACGAAGGUUUAAUCGAAUUUGGCACAGCACUUCACGAUAAUGAUUUUGGAAGAGUUGUUUUAUUUCUCGAAGAAUUUGGUGAUCGACCACAAGCCGAGGCAAUGUGGGAAAAUGUUGCAAGAAAUGCAAUGAGUUCGCGAAAUUUUCUCAUAGCGGCGAGAUGUUACGCGGCACUUGGCGAUGUUGCUCGUUCACGAUUUCUUCAAGAAGUUAUGAAGAUAGGUGAGGAUUAUGCAGAGGAAACAGGUAAUGAGGUACUAGCAAGUCCCGAUUGUUGGGCAAGAUUGGCAAUUCUUAAUGGGGAAUUAAAAACCGCUGAAGCUAUUUAUCUUGAACAAAAUGAAUUGGAAAAAGCACUCGAAAUGUAUCAGAAAUAUUGGCAUUGGGAGGAUGCUUUACAGUUGGCUCAAAAUCGCGGUUGGGAUGGAGUUGCUGAAUUGAGAGAUAAACAUUUGUCAUGGUUACUUGACAGUGGACAAACGGCAAAGGCUGCGGGUAUAAUUGAAUCGAAUAAUCCAAGAAGAGCAAUAAAAUUGUACCUGGAAGCUCAUCGACCUGGACGUGCUGCAAGAUUGAUACUUGCAAAUGAAGAUCUACUAAAUGAUAAUUCCUUGGUUAAUGAGAUUAUCAAGGCACUCAAGUCGACUUAUCUCAUGGAAUUGGCGGGCGAAAUUUUCGAGAAGACAAACGAUUAUCCAGCGGCGAUUAAGGCUUACGCUCAGGCUGGUGUUUUUUCACGAGCUCUCGAUCUUGCGCGACAGGCUGAGCCAAAUUCUGUUGUGAGUCUUGAAAAAGAAUGGGGACAUCAUUUGGUCGAAACUGGUCACUAUGAUGCGGCAAUUAAUCAUUUCAUCGAGGCCGGUGAGACGUCUCUUGCUCUGAAUGCUGCUGUCAAUGCUCAUCAGUGGCGGAAAGCUCUGCAAAUCAUUCAGGUAAUUGAAAACGAUGAUCCGGAAAUAAGGAAACAGUGUGAGAAACUUGGCGAGUAUUUUGCGUCAGUGGGUGAAAAAAAUUUGGCGGAAAAUCUAUUUCUCCGGAGUGGAAAACCACAUCGAGCAGUGGAGACACACAUAAAAGCGGGCGAUUGGGCUCGAGCACAGGAAGUUGCAUUGGGUCAAAUGAAUUCCACGGAGGCAAAUGAAAUACUCGCGAGUCAUGCACAAGCACUGCAGGCAUCGGGUGAUCUUCGACAUGCCGAGGCAUUAUAUGUUGCGACAGGUGAUCAUGAUUCGGCAAUUGCAAUGUAUAGAAAAGCUGGACAUCGAGCCGAUAUGAUUCGUCUUGUUGCUAAGCAUAGAUCGGAUUUAUUACAAACGACUCAUGGACAUCUCGCUCGAGAAUUAGAGGCAGCGGGAAAAAUUCGCGAAGCCGAGGAACAUUUCUUGGGUGCUGGCGAUUGGAAAGGUGCUGUGACAGCCUAUAGAACGGCAAAUAUGUGGGAGGAUGCAUUAAGAGUGGCAAAACGUGCCUCGAGUGAAAAGGCUGCUCAACAGGUUGCACUCAUGUGGGCACGAACGUUAGCACCGGAACUGGGAGCAAAAUUACUCGGUAGAUUAAAUUACAUGGAUUCGUGUUUACAACUUGCGUGUGAAGCUAGUCUAUUUGAAUGGGCAUUGGAUGUUGUCAAGUACGGAACAGUGGAACAACAGCAAGAGGUUCAUUAUCGUUAUGCAAUGUAUUUGGAGGACGAAGGACAAUUUGCCGAGGCAGAAAAGGAAUUUAUUCGUGCUAAUAAAGCACUAGAGGCGGUACAAAUGUAUAUUCAUACACAAGAUUGGGAAGCUGCGGAGGAGGUCGCCAAAAAUCAUAGUCAAGAAGCUUUGUCCCAAGUUCUCGUUGCCCGAGCUGCAGAGGCUGUUAAAAAUCAGGAUUACAGUACUGCUGAAGCUCUUCUUCUAAGAGCGCAUAAGCCAGAAGUGAUCAUCGAUCACUACAAGAAUGGAGGAAUGUGGUCAGAGGCAAUGAGAGUCUGUCGUGAAUACUUACCAAGUCAAGAAGCGGCACUAAGACGAGAAUUGGGACAAAAAACCUCGCAAAUUGAUGGUGGAAAUAAUCUCGAAGAAGCUCGUCGAUGGCUCGAAGUUGGUGAAAUUCGCGCUGCACUCGAUAUUCUUCUAUUUGAUCCACAAGCGUCAAGACCCGCUCUCAUUCAAGCGGCAGAUAUUCUUCUUCAUCAGGCAGAACCGGACGUUGUUGCUCAUAUUGGCGGCGAUUUAGGAACACGUUUAUUCGCCGUCGGCGAAUAUGCUCUUGCUGCUCAGGUAUUUCUUCAAGCCGAUAGAUUGAGAGAUGCAAUAAAUUCAUUGGCAGCUAUUAAUGAAUGGGAACGAGCAAAAAGAGUCGUUCAAGAACUUGCGCCCGAUUUGGAAUAUUAUUUAGAGGAAAAAUACAAAGAGGCAAUGAUUAGAGAAGAUCAAAUGGACAAAUUGGCUGAAGUUGAUGCCGAAGCCGCUUUGGAAAUUCUCGUUCGUAAAGGUCAAUGGUCCCAGGUAUUUGAAGCGGCAAGUGCAAAAAGUUCUACACUUUUACAUAAAUAUGUUGCUCUUCGAGCUGCACAAUUACUCAAAUCAGAUUCGCCAAUUCAAUCGUUACAAUUAUACGUUCAAUAUGGAACGCCGCCAAUUCCGCAAAAUUACAAUCUCUAUUAUCAUCUGGCUGAAACAAUUCUCAAUUCCGAAGAAACACACAACGAGUAUCGUUAUCUAUCGCAGCUACGCGAUAUUCUUAUGAAAUUGAUCAAAAAUAUUGAAUCAUCGGAACAUGUGGAAAAAUUCGAAAGAUUUUUUCGUGCUGCACAUUAUUCGAGUUUCCGUUGUGCUGUGAGAUCGUUUCCUCCUCUGUCUGGACUCACGGUGAAAGCAUCAAUCGUUCUUUUACGAUAUUCCGAUAUGUUAUUGGCUGAUCGUUGUUACUAUGAAGCCGGCAUUGAUGCGAGAUCAGCAGGAUUGAGUAGUGAGGCUUUUAUCUUCUUGAAUCAUUUCCUCGAUUUGGAGGAAUGCAUCGAAGAAGGCGAUGGAAGUAUUUUGGAUGUUGAUGACUUGAGGGUGACUGAUUUUCCUCUCGAGGUUCCACUACCCUCGCGAUUGAGUUUGUCAAAAGAUGAACGAGAAGAGGUACGCGAAUGGGUAUUAACAGUAUCGGUGGAUCAAAAAGUAGAACAAGGAUUGCCGACCGAUCAUCGUGGAACCUAUAUCGGAUCAUUAAUCAAUUCCACUGAUAAUUCGAAUCCACUUCAGGAGUGUGCACUCACUGGUUAUCCAAUUCGUGGACCGGUUGUUCGAUUCGAAGGCACUAGUCGCGUUGCUGAUCGGGAAGAUUGGAAUAAACUGGUCAGUGCUGCUCGACAGGCACCACCCGAUUCUAAUCUCAACGAUAUUCUCGUUUUCAUACAAGAAUGGUGUGGCGCAAUUCCUAAUUAUUCCUUUUAAUUUUAACUUCAGUUUGAAAUUUGCCUGAAAUAGUAAAAAAUAAAGAAUUAUUUUUUACAAAUAUAGAAUUAAAUUCAAAUAUAAAUUCAAAUAUAAAUAUAACAAAUAAAUAAAAAAUUUGAAUUAUAUUUAUAAAUAAAUUUAUAUUCUAUAAAUAUACUGUAUAAUAUUGUAAUUGUAAAUAAAAAUUGAUUGAAUCAA
This is a messenger RNA of Leptopilina boulardi, 5495 nucleotides long. RefSeq names its product intraflagellar transport protein 172 homolog (gene Oseg2). The transcript is spliced from 11 exons. Gene Ontology annotation, molecular function: protein binding. Gene Ontology annotation, cellular component: axoneme; intraciliary transport particle B; ciliary basal body. The coding region runs from base 87 to 5294 and encodes 1735 amino acids. Gene Ontology annotation, biological process: intraciliary transport. The record is from RefSeq and is a predicted model, not a curated record. Lineage: Eukaryota; Metazoa; Arthropoda; Insecta; Hymenoptera; Figitidae.